Messenger RNA from Cladocopium goreaui, 2175 nucleotides. The record is from the annotation of a GenBank genome assembly. NCBI's taxonomy places the organism in Eukaryota, Dinophyceae, Suessiales, Symbiodiniaceae.
AUGACUGGCUGCUGCAACGUCUUCAAGGUUGAGCUCCGAUGGCCCGAGCAGAUAGCAACGUCGAAUUGGUUCCCACCACUGGUCUACACGAUCUUCAACGGGCUCCUUGCGAUUGUUUUUGUCGCAUUUCUGAUCAUGAUUCUCUCCGACAGCAUCCCAGACAUUGGCGCAUUCUGGCUCAUUUACCUGACAAAUUGGGCAUUGAUCGUGGAAACGAUAGCUAUGGUCAUGCUUUGCAUCUCCACCGUGUGGGCGUACGCCAAGUUGCCUGAUGGCCCCUCGCAGGGAAAGGCUCCCCUCUUUGUUCGCUACACUGUGGCCUUGUGGUAUUUGAUUCAGCCAUUGUCAUUGAUUGUGGUGAUUUUGUACUGGACCCUCAUUAAUCCACUUUGGGAUUUACAGCCUGUUGAUCUCUUGGGUCUGUGGGCGCAUUUGCUGAACUGGCUGUGUCUUUUGCUCAGCUUUUUUGCGUCCCGCAUUCCAUGGUCCUUCAAGAACUUCAUUUGGGGUUUGGUCUUCCUCCUUACCUACCUCGGCUGGACUUUGAUUCACUUCUUCGCGCAAAUUGGUACCCCUCGUGGUUGCGAACUCUAUAUCGAUCCGGAGUGCCCCAUCUAUGACGCGUUUGAUUGGAAUAUGCCGAUGAUGACCACAAUCAUUACCGUUUUUGCCUUGGUGGGAUAUGCCGUGCUGGCAGGACUCUACACGGCCUUCGUCCGUUGCCGCAAAUGCUGCUUCCCCACGCCCGUGGGAGAAGUGGAAACCAAAGAUGGACCUCAGAACAUUGAGACGAUUGAGAACGUCUCAAGGGUUUCUGAUGCCGUCGAUGACCGACAGACCGAUCAGAAGUCAAUCGGGGACAUUGGCGCAUUCUGGCUUAUUUACCUGACAAAUUGGGCAUUGAUCGUGGAAACGAUUGCUAUGGUGAUGCUUUGCAUCUCAACCGUGUGGGGGUACUCCAAGCUGCCUGAUGGCCCCUCGCAGGGAAAGGCUCCCCUCUUUGUUCGCUACACUGUGGCCUUGUGGUAUUUGAUUCAGCCAACGUCAUUGAUUGUGGUGAUUUUGCUUCUUGGCGUGAACGAGGCUCAGCCUCUCAAUGCUUUGGAAUUUAGCCCGCAAGAAGCAUGUUUGUUCUGGGAUUUUCUCGCAUUUCCAGGCUUUUUUGCGUCCCGCAUUCCAUGGUCCUUCAAGAACUUCAUUUGGGGUUUGCUGCUAGUCCGGAAUUGGAAUUGGGGACGGCCUCAGCGUGUCCAGACUGUCACUGAGACUGAGUGCCCCAUCUAUGCCGUGUUUGAUUGGAACAUGCCGAUGAUGACCACAAUCAUUACCGCUUUUGUCUUGGUGGGAUAUGCCGUGCUCGCAGGAAUCUACACGGCCUUUGUCCGUUGCCGCAAAUGCUGCGUCGCCACGCCCAUGGGAGAAGUGGAAACCAAAGAUGGACCUCAGAACAUUGAGACGAUUGAGAACGCUGCCUAGGAUGGGAUGGGAUCGGCACUUCUUCAGCCACCCAAAAAUCCUGGAUGAUCAUUGUGGGGCCGAUGCUUGUGGCAUGGCAAUGGAGUGACACUAUUUAUUUAUCCGUGGUGUUUCAAACACGUUCUUCCAUGUUGAAUCAAGUUUUUGUUGGUGUCUAUCCCCCGCUUGGGAAGAUGUUCGCGGUGAUGCGCAUGUUUGAAAUGGAUUGAACGUUUGAACCAUCGCAUCAUGCAUUGGUUCUUUCUGUGUUUGUUGCUAUUCUCAUUGAAAUUGACUUCGUUUGGAUUAUUUACUGUCUACGUUUAGUUUGCGAGGGUGAUCUUCCCCUGCAAGAGCUGGCAUGACAUGCAAUGACCCUUCCAGAACUUUCGGCCACCGGUCACCUAAAGGUCGUCGGAUGUCAUUAUUAUAUAGACUCUAGACAUAUUUAGACAUGAAGACGAUGCAGCCCCGAAACAUACUAAAACUGUAUAAACAUGUUAAGUGUCCAGGUUCUUGGGGCUGCUUGGGGCCCUUAUCCAUGUCAGAAUCCCAGAAUCCAUGUUGACACUUCAAAACUAGUGUCGGAACAUGAUGCUUUAAUCGUGACAUCACUCCACUCUGUUUUCAAAAGCCUUUGGGAUUCACAAUGCUCUCUGUCUCACUGCCAACCCCAAGAGCAUGUGAGUUUCGCAAGUUGGCUCCUGUGUGCUGGGCCCA